This is a messenger RNA of Diachasmimorpha longicaudata, 5294 nucleotides long. RefSeq names its product Hyperkinetic (gene Hk). Gene Ontology annotation, biological process: regulation of potassium ion transmembrane transport; potassium ion transport. Bases 853 to 2232 code for a protein of 459 amino acids. Gene Ontology annotation, cellular component: cytoplasm; voltage-gated potassium channel complex. The record is from RefSeq and is a predicted model, not a curated record. NCBI's taxonomy places the organism in Eukaryota, Metazoa, Arthropoda, Insecta, Hymenoptera, Braconidae. Gene Ontology annotation, molecular function: voltage-gated potassium channel activity; potassium channel regulator activity; transmembrane transporter binding. The transcript has 10 exons.
CCGAGCGCAGUGUUGCCUACUGCGGCCAGGGAGUACAACACUAGCCGCUUUUAAAAUUCAAUUAUUUUUCACAAAUGUUUUAAUUGUUUAUUAAAUUGGUGGUAUAAUUUUUUUGGUGAUAAAACAUGUCGUGAGAUCAUUAAUCAUAAAUUUUUUUUUCAUUUAUUUGAAUUACAAAAUUUUUGAAUUUAACGAAGUGGUUGGGAUAUCGUCGAAGGGGUAGAUUACAGUGAGUUUAUGUUACCGAGGGUGUACUUGAAAAUACCGAGUAUGACGCACGGUACGUGACGGAGGGGUGGAAGUUUGUUUGAGGAAAGGCAUAGGGUUUAUUGAGAGUGGGAGGGGGGUGGAUUUUUUUGGGUCCAGUGAGGAACGUCUUCUGGUCGAAAUUCGGAUGGAGGUUCAGUUGUUACCUCAAUAACGUGAUGUUAAAGCAAUGAUUUAUAACUAAUUGUGUGAAGAGUAUUAAAUUGAACAUUAAUUAUCGUAAUAGUGAAAAUAUAAAAUUUAGGUGCCUAAUGAUGUUUCAAUAAACUAGUGCCUAAUACUGUAAGUGCAAUAACGUGACUAAUUAUCCGGCAAAAAAAAUCAUCAAGUUUCGUGUACGUUAAUUGAGUUAAUGGAUAAAUGAGUGAUAUUUGCAGGUUGAUAUAUUUAUAAUUCUGUUUAAUUCUACAGAUUUUUUUGUGUUGAACAACGGGAAUAAAUAUUUAGUGGUGAAUAUUGUUAGAUCUACCGAGGAGGAGGGGGGAGGGGGACAUCUGAUCGGUUCAAUCUAACACCGAAUGUACGUAAAGUUAGGACGUGGUAAAGCGCUGCUAUACCUCUGCAAGCGCAUAUAUUUAAUUUGUGAUGUCACAAUUAAUGCUAUGCAAUUUAGCAAAUACUUCGAAUGCGGGAAAUGAUACGAACAAUAACGCUAACACUAAUAGCAGCAUGGAGGACGACGACUCUUAUCCACUGCCCACUAUUUAUCGGUGUCGUGCUCCAAUAGCGAGUCUGGAUUGUAUGGAAGAGUUCAAUGGCGGUAGUGGUCCAGACUCAAUUGGUCACAUUCACUGCAGCACAACGCAACAAGGAACCAAGGAACAACUACUCACUGGAUGUAUAUCGGUACAGGGACAACGCACUCCGCAUCCAUCGCCAGGUAUUCGUUACCGCAACUUGGGCAAAAGCGGUCUACGUGUUUCCAAUGUUGGAUUAGGUACGUGGACAACAUUUGGGGGAUGUACGAAUGAGGAAACUGCUGAGGCCGUUGUGGCCUUGGCCUAUGACAGUGGUAUCAACGUGUUUGACCUGAGUGAGGCGCACAGCGGCCACAGGGCUGAGACUCAAUUCGGUCGUAUUCUACUGCGACGAUCCUGGAAUCGUUCCAGCUAUGUUGUCACCACUAAAAUCUAUUGGAAUACUAAAACUGAGGGACGUGGUCUCUCCAGAAAACACAUUAUCGAAUCAGUUCAGGCGUCUCUAGCGAGGCUCCAGCUGUCGUACAUCGACAUUGUGAUGAUUCACAAGGUCGAUCCAAUGUGUCCGAUGGAAGAGAUCGUACGAGCGAUGAAUUAUGUAAUCAGCAAAGGGUGGGUCAUGUACUGGGGUACGUCGAGGUGGACUCCUGUGGAGAUAAUGGAAGCUUACACCAAUUGUCGACAAUUCAAUUGUGUAACACCUAUUGUGGAACAGGCCGAGUAUCAUCUCUUCUACAGGGACAAACCGGAGCUUUAUAUGCCAGAGCUGUACAAUAAAAUUGGUGUGGGAUUAAUGGCCUGGUCCACCGUCACUAUCGGCAUGGUAUCAUCAAAGCCCGACGACACCGGUGUUUCCUUCCUCUCACGAUCGUCAUAUAAGAAUAAAUACUCAUCGUUCAGUUGGACCGAGGACGAGACGCAAUCUUUGUACAAGGAGCAUCGACGAGAUAUGACACCGGAAUUUGGAUCCAAGGACAAACCGGUGGAGGAGGAGGCACGCAAGUAUUCCGAUAAAUUGAGGGAUGUGUGCUCACUCGCUGAACGACUUGGUUGCACAUUUGGACAAUUGGCUAUUGCGUGGUCCCUCAAGAACGAAAGUGUCCAGUGCCUUCUUAUCGGAGCGUCUAAUAUUGAUCAGCUUUAUGAGAGUCUCCAGAGUCUACAGCUCGUACCGAAGCUUAACACAAACAUGAUGAACGAGAUCGAACGAAUACUCGAUAAUAAACCGUGCCGUCCACCGAUGGUGUCCACUCUGGCGCUUAGAUGACAAUCGAUCUGCCCCCACGGCAGUGCUGGGGGCAGUCUUGAGGAUGGAGCGGGUAGCCCCAAGAGCGAAGCUGGCCACAGUCAUGAUCAGGAGCAGACCAAAGAAGUGACCAAUAAACUACCAUUCUGUGAGAUACAGUGAGCCAACUUGACAUACCAUCCAAAGGCCAACGAUAAUAUCGUUGGAUAUGUUGUUUAUCUCAGGGUCCUCUCAAUGGUACCCCCCGCCCUCACCCAAUCCACACUCCACUCACCUAACCCCCUCCCCCCUUAUGUCACAUUAUCCGGUAAAAUUCAUACCAAAAUACUCGACGACAAUACUCCGAAGUCACUCGAGACACUGAAUUCAGCGCAAUUUUAACGGGUAUGAGGGAUAAAUAAUUUUCACCAAAAGGAUGUCCCCUGAUUCCUUUCAAUUUCAACCCUCGACACGAAUAAUUAAUAAAUUAGUGAAUUAAUGAUAAAUUUUCUCUUAUAAAAUACGGUUUAGAUUCACAGAAAUAGGAUUUUUUGGGAAUGAAAGAAAAAAUGCCCGGUCUCACUUGGGUUUCGUCAUAGGACUUAUCAAUUUCGAUUACAAUUUGCUGAAUAACUAAAAUAUAGCCCAGGAGGCAGAGGAUAUUCACUAAACUGAUUAAUUCUAUCUGGUGCUGUAGGAAAUUAAAGGAAAGUGGCACGAGAAUGGAUGACAUUUUUUUUUUGUAUUAAUUCCCAGUAUUCGAAAUGAAGCAAUCGAUGAGCGCAGCAAUUCGCUCAAUAUUUCGUAUGAUUUGUUUUUUGAGAAAGGACGGUGGGAAAAUUUUUAGGAAUUGUUGCAUCGAUUUCAAUGAAAUUUGGUGACUAGUCGAUAAUAAAAUAAUAGAAAAGGAUGAUAUAGAAGUCAAGAGAUAACUUGAUUUUUAUAGUGCUUUAUUGUCUGAUGAACGAGCACAUUUUCCCUCCAACGUAUUUUUAAUCAUUCAUUGCUCACAUGUAGAUUUCGCAAUAGACUAAACAAUUACGCGACGAUGAGGGUGGAAAAUAAAAAUUAAUAAUAAUUCGAAACAAUUAACUAAUUCUAUUCAAGAUUAUAGUAACAGAGAACCAAAUGAUGAAGAUUUGGGGUAAAAAAAAAAUUGAGAUGAAUUUGCUAGUCGAUAAUAGGGUAAAAGUUGAAAAAUCUAUUCUCCCGAUUAUUAUUAAAUAUAAUAGGUGAAAUAAUGCAAUGAUAAAAUGAAAUUUAAGAAACCCUAAAUUAAAUGAUUAACACUAUGGAAUAAAUUGCGCAGUGGUGCCCGGCCAUAAAAUUUUUCAGCCAGACCGUUCUAUCCGCUUGCGAUAAUGAUCAUAAAACAAAUAAACGAAUAAAAAAAAAUUACUCAAUAAAGAAAUUAUUUAAAAAAUAAUAGGAGUAUCAAUAUUUUACACGUAAAGAACAAUAGGGCAUAGGAGGAUUUUCAAUUUAAUAUUAUAAUAUAAUAAUACGUUGAAUCGCAACUUAUAAUAUAUUUUUUAUCGCAAAACAAUCUAAUCUUACGAGAAUAAUGAAGAAAAAUAAAUAAAUAACGGUCACACGAAAGCACCGAUGCAGAAAGUCGAGGAAUCGCUUUAGACUGCCUUACGACCUCAAACGAGAGGGUGGGAGAAAUUAUAUUAAAAAAAUUGUAAUAAAGAAGAAAAAACAAGAUUAUCUUUUAAAAAAUUCAGCUUUAGCCAUGCAAGCAAUGACGGAAGAGAUGGAUAACGCGAAAAAAAACACAUUUCAUUAGCAAAUUUCUCAGAAUAUUAUUAUCUUUCGUCUUUCGCGAAGCUUUGCAAGCCUUCCUUAGAUUUGUAUAAAGACGUACAUAAUCUUUUCACGACUCGAUUAACCACCUCUCAAUAAAUUAUCCCCAUAUUGUCAGGGACGAUAUAGACGGAAGAGAGAAAAGAGAACAAAGAGAUCGGGGUUGAUCCAUAUCCAUGGAUGAUUAGAUUAUUUAAAAAAAAUAUCAUCUCGAUUAUCUUGAAGGCCUGUAGCAACCCAAUCAAAUAAUCACCAGUUUUCACAAUUUUUUCUUGAUAAUUGAUAACGUAUUUUCACAAUUUUAUGGAUAAUUGACGUUGAAAUGCAUUUAAAUUUUUCAAUUAGAAUCGAUAAAUGAGGAACAUGAAGUACCGAUGUUUUCAACUAUCAUACUCAUCUAGAACAUAUCCAAGUUUAAUCAUUAGAGAGAAUUAAGAAACUUUAAUCAAUCGUUGUUAAGCAAAUAAAUCAUGACAUCGGUGUUUCAUUUUCCUCGAAUUGACAUUCGCACUUGACGAUUAACUAUAUGAUUUGUCAUUCGAUGUACUGAGACGCUCAUCACGAAUACAAUUCUAAUCAAAAUACAUUACACUACAAAAUUACCAAACGUCAUUAGCUUGUUUGAUGAUCACCGGAAUAAUUCAAGGAGCGAUGAGCAAUUGCGUCAUUGUGACAGGACUUUGUUAUGGUUGACAGGAGAAAUUAGCAGUAUUGUACAUCGAAUCGAAUAUUUCAUUGGUCAGAAUAGUCCUGAUUAUUUAUCACCUCUCAAGCACCAAUAAGAAUCAUGCCGCGGACUUUCUAGUGAAUUAGAAUAAAUUGAUUGAGAGAAAAAUGAAUUUAAAAAGCGUCUCACUCCAUUCAAUACAUCAUGUCGCACUCGAGGAAUGACAAAUUGGUAUUUCAUUCAGUCGAAUACACCGGAAAUACGAAUCAAUGAAGCAUUGCUGCGAUAUUAAUAAAAAAACAACUGUAUAAACUAAUUGUGUUUUUAAUGUAAAAUGUUCAUUUUUUACGAGCGUCGACACUUGUACAUUAUUGUAUGUGUUCAUGUAUAUGGUUUAACGAUGACACGAAACAAGAAUGAAAUUUAUAUUGUAAUCAGUGGAUCACUGGGCACGACAUUUGAUACUUUAACGUCGAUGAUACAGUGAAAUAAUGCGAUGAUAAAUAAUUUUAAAAAGAAACAAACAAAAAGAUACUGAAAAAAUAUUGUUUUACAAGUUGUUACGUCAACCAAUGCCAAUUGUUUAAUAAAGUUUCAAUCGCGGUGGAAUGAGAGUGCGAACAAAUACUAA